Molecule: messenger RNA, 1363 nt
Organism: Odocoileus virginianus texanus
Lineage: Eukaryota; Metazoa; Chordata; Mammalia; Artiodactyla; Cervidae
Source: RefSeq, a predicted model, not a curated record
AGUCCUUUGGGGGAUUUGUUCUGCAAAGGUGGGGCCAGAGUGGGGAGUGCUAUCACAGCGCUUCAGGCACCAGCUGCACCAGACCCACUGAGGAAGAGGCCAUUGCUUAUUCCUGUGCUACAGGCUUCCUGGGGGUGCCUCCCACUGCCUCUGCCCUGAGGCUGCCCUUGGGGAGCUGAACUGGAAGGCCUGCCAAUCAAGCCAGAGUCUGAACUGCUCCUGCUGGUGUCCCUGAAGCAUGGGAGGCUGCUGAGUGUGACCGGUGGUGUCCGGCAGGAGCUGCGUGUCUCACCCUGUGGCAGGAGGGCGUCCAUGGCUGCAGCCAACAAGGGCAACAAGUCCAGAGUCCGGAGUAUCCGCUUUGCAACAAGCCAUGAUGCAGAAAGCUCCCAGAGUCAUGUCCACUUUGAUGAGAAGCUGCAUGACUCUGUGGUCAUGGUCACCCAGGAGAGCGACAGCAGCUUUCUGGUCAAGGUUGGAUUCCUGAAGAUCCUGCACAGGUAUGAGAUCACCUUCACCCUACCCCCAGUGCACAGGCUGAGCAAGGACGUCCGAGACGCGCCUGUCCCCAGCCUGCACCUCAAGCUCCUCAGCAUCAUGCCCAUCCCAGAAGGUUACAGCGUCAAGUGUGAGUACUCCGCGCACAAGGAGGGCGUCCUCAAGGAGGAGAUGCUGCUAGCCUGUGAAGGUGGCACCAAUACCUGCGUGCGCGUGAUGGUGCAGGCGCGCGUCAUGGACCGACACCACGGCACACCCAUGCUGCUAGAUGGUGUCAAGUGCGUGGGUGCUGAGCUAGAAUACGACUCAGAGCACAGUGACUGGCACGGCUUCGACUGAGGCCCUCGGCCCCACCUGCCUCAGGGCCCCUCAGCCUUAAACCCAACCUCAUCUCCCCAAAUGCUGCGUGACGGUGUGGCUUCCUCACCCUUCCCCAGGGUGGGUGUGGAGGUGGAGGGUCCAAGGGCCUCUCAUCUCAUUUGUGCCACCUCCCUUUCUCUCCAACAUCUUCUCCCACUUUCUCCUGUGUGCCUCAGCCUCCUGCUGGAAGAAAUGGAUUGAGCCCCCAAGGAGGCUAUCUGAGGAGGGCCUGGGGUGGGUCAUACCCACCCCUACCCCGAGCCAUAAGGGCUCUAGUCUGAGCCUAGGAGAGGAGGGAGCUGGCUCUGUGGUAGAGCUGUCCCUAUUACUACUGCUGCUGUCUCGCUUUAGCCACCUCUCCUGUCUACUCCCUUUUUUCCACUGCUGUCCAUGGUGAGGAGGAGGGAGAUGCAGUCCCCAAUCCCUGCCCCCUAGGUCUGUGUUGUUUUUAAAUGACUGGUUGGGAUAAAAUCCUGAAGAAAUAAAACUUCCAGUGGAUACCAGA